This is a messenger RNA of Echinops telfairi (small Madagascar hedgehog), 3294 nucleotides long. It is a transcript of the gene SEMA4A, whose product is annotated as semaphorin 4A. Gene Ontology annotation, biological process: semaphorin-plexin signaling pathway; negative chemotaxis; positive regulation of cell migration. Bases 247 to 2535 code for a protein of 762 amino acids. The record is from RefSeq and is a predicted model, not a curated record. NCBI's taxonomy places the organism in Eukaryota, Metazoa, Chordata, Mammalia, Afrosoricida, Tenrecidae. Gene Ontology annotation, molecular function: semaphorin receptor binding; chemorepellent activity. The transcript is spliced from 15 exons.
GCCCUCUCAGCAGUUCAGCAGUCCUGCUCCCUCGCUCCGAAGAGCCAGCUCAGCCACUUUCCCGUUCCAUGUCCCACCAGAAGCCAGAACCCCACGUCUCUCAGCACCCCUCAUCCUGUGCCCAGAAGGCCAAGGAAAGGAACUGGGAGAGGCAGUGAGGAAGGAGGAUGUGGUGAGGCCCACUCACCCUGAGAGUGCCAAAGAGCCCAUUUCCCCAAAGCCGGCGGGCGAGUGCCCUGACAGAGCAUGGCCCUCCCAGCCCCGGGCCUGGAUCCCUGGAGCCUGCUGGGCCUUUUCCUCUUCCAGUUACUGCUGCCAUUCCCGCCUCCCACGACCGCCGAGGCAGGCGGGCAGGGGCCCGUGCCCAGGGUCAGAUAUUCCGCAGGGGACAGACGCAGGGCUCUUAGCCUCUUCCAGCAGAAGGACCUCCGGGAUUUUGACAUGCUGCUCCUGAGCGAUGAUGGAAACACUCUCUUUGUGGGAGCUCGGGAAGCCAUCCUGGCCCUGAACAUCCAAGAGCCAGGGGUCCCAAGGCUACACAACAGGAUACCCUGGCCAGCCAGCGACAGGAAGAAGAAUGAAUGCGCCUUUAAGAGGAAGAGCAAUGAGACACAGUGUUUCAACUUCAUCCGCGUCCUGGUCUCUUUCAAUGCCACCCAUCUCUAUACCUGUGGCACCUUUGCCUUCAGCCCCGUGUGCACCUUCAUUGAACUCAAAGAUUCCACCCUGAUGCCCAUCUUGGAGGCCAAUGUGAUGGAGGGGAAGGGCCAAAGCCCCUUUAACCCGGUCCACAAGCACACAGCGGUCCUCGUGGAUGGGAUGCUGUAUUCUGGCACCAUGAACAACUUCUUGGGCAGUGAACCCAUCCUAAUUCGCACAUUGGGCCAUCCUGUCCUCAAGACGGACAACUUCCUCAACUGGCUGCAGGCUGAUGCCUCCUUCGUGGCAGCCAUUCCUUCGACCCAGGUCGUCUACUUCUUCUUCGAGGAGACAGCCAACGAGUUUGACUUCUUUGAGAGGCUCCACACGUCUAGGGUGGCCCGAGUCUGCAAGAACGACGUGGGUGGCGAGAAGCUGCUGCAGAAGAAAUGGACCACCUUCCUGAAGGCCCAGCUGCUCUGCGCCCAGCCUGGGCAGCUGCCCUUCAACAUCAUCCGCCACGCAGUCCUGUGGCCUGCGGGUUCCUCCGGGGUUUCCCACGUCUACGCAGUCUUCACUUCCCAGUGGCAGAUGGGUGGGACCCAGAGUUCUGCUGUCUGCGCUUUUUCUCUCACGGACAUCGAGCGUGUCUUUGAGGGGAAAUUCAAGGAGCUGAACAAGGAGACUUCACACUGGACCACUUACAUGGGCUCUGAGACCAGCCCCCGGCCAGGCAGUUGCUCAGUGAGCCCCUCCUCCGAUAAAGCCUUGACCUUCAUGAAGGACCACUUCCUGAUGGACGAGCCGGUGGUCGGGAGGCCCCUGCUGGUGAAGUCUGGCGUGGAGUAUACCCAGCUGGCGGUGGAGACAGCACCGGACGUCGAAGGGAACCGCCAUGUGAUCAUGUACCUGGGCACUACCACAGGGUUGCUGCACAAGGCAGUGGUGAGCAGUAACGGCAGUGCCUACCUGGUAGAGGAGAUUCAGCUAUACCCUGCCCCGGAGCCUGUGCGGAACCUGCAGCUGGCUCCCACCCAGGGUGCGGUGUUCGCAGGCUUCUCGGGCGGCGUCCUGAGGGUGCCCCGAGCCAACUGCAACAUCUAUGAGACUUGUGUGGACUGUGUCCUCGCCCGGGACCCCCACUGUGCCUGGGAUCCCGAGUCCCGAACUUGCAGCCUCCUGCCCACCCCCAUCCCGAGCACCUGGAAGCAGGACGUAGAACGAGGGAACCCAGGGUGGGCGUGUGCAACUGGGCCUGUGGGCAGGAGUCACCAGCCUCAGAGCCGCCCCCAAAUCAUUAAAGAAGUGCUGGCGGUCGCCAACUCCAUCCUGGAACUCCCCUGUCCCCACCUCUCAGCCCUGGCCUCUUACCACUGGAGCCACAGGGCAGCGGCCAUUCCGGAAGCCUCUUCCACCGUCUACAACGGCUCCCUCUUGUUGCUCCUGCGGGAAGGGGCUGGGGGUCUUUACCAGUGCUGGGCCACCGAGCACGGGUUCUCCUACCCCGUGGUCUCCUACUGGGUAGACAGCCAGGAGCAGCCUCUGGCACUGGACCCUGAACUAGCGGGAAUUCCCCGGGAGCGCAUGGAGGCCCCGCUGACCAGGAUGGCGGGCGGGGCCGCCCUGGCCGCCCAGCGCUCCUACUGGCCACAUUUCCUCACUGUCACCGUGCUCCUGGCCCUGGUCCUCUCUGGAGCCCUCAUCUUCCUCCUCGCCUCCCCGCUGGGGGCGCUCCGAGCCCGGGGAAAGGUCCAGGGCUGUGGGACGCUGCCUCUUCCUCCCGGGGAGAAGGCCCCCCUGAGCAAGGAGCAGCCCCUCAAGCCCCCCAAGGAACACAGGACCUCUGCCAGUGACGUGGACGCUGACAACAACCACCUGGGCACUGAGGUGCCAUGAACGCUGUGAGCAGAGGCUGGUGCUGUUGUAGGGCGGGGUGCCUGGCCGUGCUGCUUGGGGACCCCCAGCCAUGCAGCAGCCCCGAUCAGGGUGGGACCAGCACGAAAGACCACCUCCUCCUUUCUCCCACGAAAGAGGAGGGUCUCCUUCCACUCUGCCUACUGACAGCGCCCAGCGGGGCCUUGAGCAGCGGCCGGACUCUCCCUGGGGACUCCCUUGGACCAAGCACAUGGGGCACAAGCUCCCUCAGCGAGCUGCCCCCGACCUGAAUCCAGGCUGACCGCAGGCCCUGGAGAGAACGCUCCAGAAAUACACUGCUCUGCAGGAGAUCCUACAAAACCUGCCUGUUCAGGACCCUCCGGUAAUAUGCAAUGACCUUCUCCCCCACCACAGCGCACCACUCCUGGAGACUCCGCUCCCAGGGCAGCUGCCACUUUGGACACCCACGUGCCCCUCUCUCAGGCAUCUCCGGGGUUCUGCAGGGAGCUGCCCCUGGCUGUUCCCAUCACCAACCAUGCACGACUGGCUCCCAGGAAGUCCUUCCUGGAGUCUGACCACCUUCCUUCCUGCUUUGGGGCAGGUUUUGAUCCCUUCUGCCCUGGCUUGAAUGGCAGGGGUAAUCUGAGCCUUGUUCACUCCCCAACACACACACCCCUUGACCUCUCAACCCUUCCCCUCCCUUCCCCUUUCCUUUGUUCUGGGAUUCAGAAAACUGCUUGUCACAGACAGUUUAUUUUUUAUUAAAAGACAAAGCUUGUG